Molecule: messenger RNA, 7261 nt
Organism: Hipposideros armiger (great roundleaf bat)
Lineage: Eukaryota; Metazoa; Chordata; Mammalia; Chiroptera; Hipposideridae
Gene: PRDM2
Product: PR/SET domain 2
Exons: 8
Coding region: 395-5329 (1644 amino acids)
Biological process (GO): regulation of gene expression
Cellular component (GO): nucleus
Molecular function (GO): protein binding; histone methyltransferase activity
Source: RefSeq, a predicted model, not a curated record
GAUGAUUAGCUGUGUUAUCAAACGGGAUUCCCAGAAAAGCAGAAUUCAUCCCUCCUAACUGAGUAGGACUGGCUGAGACUCCACCCUCCUUCUGUACAGGAGGAGACCGAGGCCAGAAAAUGAGGGGACCCUGUGCACAGGGAUGGCGUCAGUGAGCGUCACUGCUGCGUGCUAGUUCCCUUCACUCUGGGCGGUCGCUUGCCAUUUCAGCUCCUGCUGCUUGUCAGCGCAGAGGAAAUAGAAAUACCCUUGAGAAUCCCACAGAGCAGCAGAAAUCAUGGCUGUGUGAACUCUGAAAAGUGUCUGGGCCACUAAACCAAUUUUAAAAGGCAAAAAGUUUGGGCCAUUUGUUGGUGAUAAGAAAAAAAGAUCUCAGGUUAAGAAUAAUGUGUACAUGUGGGAGGUGUAUUACCCAAAUUUGGGAUGGAUGUGCAUUGAUGCCACCGAUCCAGAGAAGGGGAACUGGCUGCGAUACGUAAAUUGGGCUUGCUCCGGAGAAGAGCAAAAUUUAUUUCCGCUGGAAAUCAACAGGGCCAUUUACUAUAAAACUUUAAAGCCAAUCGCGCCGGGCGAGGAGCUCCUGGUCUGGUACAAUGGGGAAGACAACCCCGAGAUAGCAGCUGCGAUUGAGGAAGAGCGAGCCAGCGCCCGGAGCAAGCGGAGCUCCCCAAAAAGCAGGAAAGGGAAGAAAAAAUCCCAGGAAAAUAAAAACAAAGGAAACAAAACUGAAGACAUACAGCUGAAGACAAGUGAGCCAGAUUCCACUUCUGCCAACAUGAGAGAUUCCGCGGAAGGUUCCAAAGAAGAGGACGAGAAGCCUUCAGCUUCAGCAGCUGAGCAGACAGCCAUCCCUCAGGAGGCGGUCAGUCAGGAUGUGCUCCCCGAACUAGGAGCCCCUCCCCCAGCCUGCGAGCCACAGACAGAGCCGGACAAGAAGCUGGAAGCAACACACUGUGAGGCGAAUGACUUGGAGGAGGAGGAGGAGGAGGAAGAAGAGGAGGAGUUGGAAGAGGAGGAGGAGGGGGAGGAGGAGUUGGAAGAGGAGGGAGAAGAAGAAGCUGCCAUGCCAAAUGAAAGCUCGGUGACGGAGCCAGAAAUACGGUGUGAUGAGAAGCUAGAAGAUUUAUUAGAAGAACCAAAAAGGGCUUCAAAAGAAACUCUCGAAGACUCUCCAGAGGUUACACCUAUUAUUAAGAUUCGCAGAACUAAAGAUGAGGCCAAUGGAGAUGUAUUUGAAACAUUUAUGUUUCCAUGCCAGCAUUGUGAGAGGAAGUUUACAACCAAACAGGGGCUUGAACGGCACAUGCACAUACACAUAUCUACAGUCAACCACGCUUUCAAAUGCAAGUACUGCGGGAAAGCGUUCGGCACGCAGAUUAACCGGAGGCGGCACGAGCGGCGCCACGAGGCGGGGCUGAAGCGGAGACCCAGCCUAACACUACAGCCGCCAGGAGAGCCAGCGGACCCCAGAGUCUCUGGCGACAGCGGUACUCCAAAAGGCAGCUCGAAUGCUCCCGCUCUUGGGCAGGACUGUCUGACCUUGAAUUCAGAGAAAGCUUCCCAGGAAACGGUCACUUCUUCUGUUGUAGAAGAGAAUGGAGAAGUUAAAGAGCUUCAUCCGUGCAAAUAUUGUAAAAAGGUUUUUGGAACUCAUACGAACAUGAGACGGCAUCAGCGUCGAGUUCACGAGCGUCACCUGAUUCCCAAAGGUGUGCGGCGGAAAGGUGGCCUCCUGGGAGAGCCACAGCCUCCAGCCGAGCAGGCCCCGCCCGCCCAGAACGUCUACGUUCCCAGCACAGAGCCCGAGGAGGAGGGAGAGGUGGACGACGUGUACAUCAUGGACGUGUCUAGCAAUAUCUCUGAAAACUUAAAUUACUACAUUGAUGGCAAAAUUCAGACCAGCAGCAGCACUAGCAACUGUGACGUGAUUGAGAUGGAAUCCAGCUCGGCCGACUUGUACGGUAUCAAUUGUCUGCUGACUCCCGUUACAGUGGAAAUGCCUCAGACUGUAAAGACCACACAGGUCCCCGUAACAGAGGAUCUUCCCAAAGAGCCCGCCAGCAGCACAAACAGUGAGUCCAAGAAACGGAGAACCUCUAGUCCCCCCGUGUUACCCAAAAUUAAGGCCGAAGCAGAGCCUGACCCCAUCACCCCCUCGUGCUCCCUAAGUCUGCCUCUUAGCAUAUCCACUACAGAGGCCGUGUCCUUCCACAAAGAGAAAAGUGUGUAUUUGUCAUCGAAGCUCAAACAGCUCCUUCAGACCCAGGAUAAGCUCACUCCUGCCGCGGGGAUUCCGACGCCCGAGAUCCCCAAGUUAGGGCCUGUGUGUGUGUCCGCCCCCGCUUCCAUGCUGCCCGUGACCUCAAGCAGGUUCAAGAGGCGGACCAGCUCUCCCCCCAGUUCUCCACAGCACAGUCCCGCCCUCCGGGACUUUGGGAAGCAAAGCGAUGGUAAAGCAGUGUGGACUGAGGCGGUUCUAAGUUCCAAAAAGCCCAAGUUAGAAAGUCUUAGCAACUCUCCGGCGUGGAGUUCGUCCGGGAGGGACGAGAGAGACACCGUGAGCCCGCCGUGCUUUGAUGAUUACAAGGCACCCAAAGAGUGGGCCGCCAGCACCACGUUCAGCAAUGUGUGCAACCAGCAGCCUCUGGACUUGUCCAGCGGUGUCAAGCAGAAGGCUGAGGGGACCGGCAAGACUCCGGUCCCGUGGGAAUCCGUCUUAGACCUCAGCGUGCACAAAAAGCCUUGCAGUGACACCGAAGGCAAGGAAUUCAAGGACAGUGCCUUGGCGCAGCCAGCCUGCAGCGCUGCAAAGAAGAGGAAACCAGCCACCUGCAUGCUGCAAAAGGUUCUCCUUAACGACUACAGCGGUGUCGACGUGCCCACAGAAAGCCCGGCCGAUGUGGCCAGGAGCCCAAGCCCUUGUAAACCCCUGCGUCCCCAGCCAGAUGCUGCCCUCGGCGCUGACUCCAGUUCAUCUGCCCCUGCCGCUGAGUCCCCACCUGAGGUUUCUCCUUCCUCCCCUGCCCUUCAGACGCCCUCCCUUCCCUCCGGGCAGCUGCCUCCUCUCCUGAUCCCACCCCACCCCCCUUCCCCUCCGCCCUGUCCUCCUGUGCUGACUGUUGCCACACCGCCCCCUCCACUCCUUCCUACGGUGCCUCUCGCAGCCCCCUCUUCCGGCGCGUCUCCCCGUCCGUGUCCCUCCCCACUCUCAAAUGCCACUGCCCAGUCCCCGCUUCCAGUUCUUUCCCCGACGGUGUCUCCCUCGCCAUCACCCAUUCCUUCUGUGGAGCCUCUUACGUCUGCGGCUUCGCCGGGACCUCCCACACUUUCUUCAUCGUCUUCCUCCGCGUCAUCUUCAUCUUCAUUCUCUUCUUCCUCUUCCUCCUCUUCCCCUUCACCCCCACCUCUCUCAGCAGUUUCGUCGGUGGUUUCCUCGGGGGAUAAUCUGGAAGCUUCCCUCCCCAUGAUAUCUUUCAAACAGGAGGAGCUAGAGAAUGAAGACCUGAGAGCCAGGGAAGAACCCCAGUCUGCAGUAGAACAGGAUAUUGUUCAGGAAACAUUCAACAAAAACUUCGUCUGCAACGUCUGUGAAUCCCCUUUCCUUUCCAUUAAAGAUCUAACCAAGCAUUUAUCUGUUCAUGCUGAAGAAUGGCCCUUCAAAUGUGAAUUUUGUGUGCAGCUUUUUAAGGCUAAAACUGAUUUGUCAGAACAUCGCUUUUUGCUUCACGGAGUUGGGAAUAUCUUCGUGUGUUCAGUUUGUAAGAAAGAAUUUGCUUUUUUGUGCAAUUUGCAGCAGCACCAGCGAGAUCUCCAUCCAGAUACGGUGUGCACACACCACGAGUUUGAAAGUGGCACCCUGCGGCCGCAGAACUUCACAGAUCCCAGCAAGGCCCACGUCCAGCACAUGCACAGUUUGCCAGAAGACCCUUCAGAAACGUCGAAAGAGGAGGAGGAGGAGUUAAACGAUUCCUCCGAAGAGCUUUACACGACCAUCAAAAUAAUGGCUUCUGGAAUAAAGACGAAAGAUCCAGAUGUUCGGUUGGGUCUCAAUCAGCAUUACCCAAGCUUUAAGCCACCACCCUUUCAGUACCAUCACCGAAACCCCAUGGGUAUCGGGGCGACAGCCACAAACUUCACUACCCACAAUAUUCCGCAGACCUUUACUACCGCCAUUCGUUGCACGAAGUGUGGAAAAGGUGUUGACAACAUGCCUGAGUUACACAAACACAUCCUGGCGUGCGCGUCCGCUAGUGACAAGAAGAGGUACACCCCGAAGAAAAACCCAGUGCCACUGAAGCAAACCGUGCAACCCAGAAACGGUGUGCUGGUUCUAGAUAGCUCGGGGAAAAGCGCCUUCCGACGAAUGGGACAACCCAAAAGACUGAACUUCAGUGUGGAGCUCAGCAAGAUGGCCCCGAGUAAGCUCAAAUUAAACGCAUUGAAGAAGAAAAACCAGCUUGUCCAGAAAGCAAUCCUUCAAAAAAACAAAUCUGCAAAGCAGAAGGCCGACCUCAAAAAUGCGUCAGAGGCUGCCUCGCACAUCUGCCCGUACUGUAACAGAGAGUUCACCUACAUCGGAAGCCUGAACAAACACGCCGCUUUCAGCUGUCCCAAAAAGCCGCUUUCUCCUUCCAAAAAAAAAGCUUCCCACUCCUCCAAGAAAGGCGGACACUCGUCACCUGCAGGGAGCGACAGAAACAGUAGCAGCAGCCACCGCAGACGGACCGCGGAUGCGGAGAUUAAAAUGCAGAGCAUGCCGGCACCCCUGGGCAAGACCCGAGCGCGCAGCUCAGGCCCCACGCAGGGCCCGCUGCCCUCCUCUACCUUCAGGUCCAAGCAGAAUGUCAGAUUCGCAGCUUCGGUUAAGUCUAAAAAACCAGGCUCCUCUUUAAGGAACUCGAGCCCGAUAAGAGUGGCCAAAAUCACUCAGGUCGAGGGGAAAAAACCCAGAGCUGUGGCCAAGAAUCAUUCUGCCCAGCUCUCCAGCAAGGCGUCCCGGAGCCUGCACGUGAGGGUGCAGAAAAGCAAAGCCGUCCUGCAAAGCAAAGCCGCUUUGGCCAGUAAGAAAAGAACAGACCGGUUCAAUGUAAAAUCUAGAGAACGGAGUGGGGGGCCGAUCACCCGAAGCCUCCAGCUGGCAGCUGCUGCGGACCCGAGUGAAAACAGGAGGGAGGACAGCAGUGGCAAGCAGGAGCCAAAGGACGUCAGCUACAGUCUCCGCCUGGCAUCCCGAUGCCCUGCAACAGCCACCGCGUACAUCACCAGGCAGUGUAGGAGUGUCAAGGUCACAGCUGCGGCUCAGCUCCAAGGAUCCCUCUUCAAAGAGUAGAAGCUUCAUCUGCUUUCUGACAGCACCUGAAGUGACCCGGAAUCAGUGAAGCCAAAGGGAGUGGCCUUCUGCCCUGCAGGGAGCACCGACCUGUUCCAGUUCUGUGAGCCUGCGAGACAAAGGGAGGGAGUGCACGCGUAUGCGUGCAUGCGCGCGCGUUCUUCACGUGGGCGUUCCUAACCCCAGCGGGGCACGGAGGCCGCUGAUUCCACACCGUAGAUGACUUGGGUGCAGCCCCCAGGACUGUGUUCUGCAGCUCAGCCUUCCUGUGGGGGCUUGGGGGCCUCUCCUACUAUGCAAUUUUUCAAGAGCUCCUUGAUCCUGCUUUUUGCUUCUCGAGUUGUCCUUUAUCAUGGCGGGGACCUUGGUCAGGCCCAGGGGUCAGCUCCAGCCCUGUCCGAGGAUGGCCUCCUGGAGGCCGCCGAGCUCCCCUUCCAGUCACCCCGCUGCCCACCUCCCUCGCCCCCCACCAUCUCCAGGAAUCAGUAGCGUUCAGACUCUUGGGAGCCUCACUGACCGAUGCCCUUGGCCUGCUCACUUGGAAACCACCCUUCUCGGCCUGAGCAUCUGCGCUGCCCCCCAAGUCACUUCCAGGUUUGAAGUUGUAGUCAGUUCAUGUGCAUCCCGGAGAAAGCCCUCUGCCCAUUUAUAGAUCGGGUUCCACUCGGGGCAGAGGCAGGGGGUGGGACCUUGGUUGGGGGCAGGGGACGAUGUCCCAUGUGCUCCUUUGCCUCUCUUGGUGGGACCAUCAACACUUUUAAUGUCUGAGUUUCUCAAAUUAGCUGAAAAGGGAAACGAACAAACAGAAAUUAGGAGAUGAAAAAUAAGUCUGAGGAUUCAAAAGCAUAAGGGGAAGAAAAAGACAUUUCCAGAAGCCAUCAAUCACCUGCCAGGGAACAUUUCAGGUGGUUUCUGCCCUCUGGUGGGACAGUUCAUGCCUCGGAUAAACGGGUGAGCUGAGCUAGGAGUUGGGACCCAGUUCAGUGAGUGUCUCGGAUUUUGUGCCUUUAAAGGGGCAGAUCCCAGACAAGGAUGUCUGAGACCACUCUGGUGCUGUUUCCUCAGCUCCAUUGUCGCUAGUGAUAUGUCCAACCUAAAGUGGAAGGAGGGAACGGAGGAAGAUGAGUGGUCACACACAAACAAAGUGACUCCUUUUUUCAGGGCUACUGUGGUUAAUCUUGCAACACUGUAAAUAUGUACGUAGACACUUUUAAAAGCACGUAUUUAUGUCCCUGACUGUAAAUGCCCCAUUUUUAAAGUUUUAUAACUUGUGUUAUUUAAUUAAUCAGUCGACUGGUUGCAGUGUGGGCUCUGAUAGUGGUCCAGGAGAAAAUUCUUGUGAGAUCCUCACAUGGGCAGAAAAAUGCUGAUUGUUAUCCUCGUGUCACAGUUUUCCAAUUUCUCAUCCAGCUAUAAAAACCCUUGCUUGUUUUACAUUUUCGUUAACUGGAAGGAAUCCUUUUGCCCGCUCCUAAAACUAACCCUCACCAGCAUGAAAAUCUGUGGCUGUUCUUUAUCCUAACGAUACAAUUUUGUCCUAUAAAUGUUGACACGCGUGAACUGUACUCAGCGUCAUCAGUUCUUAGGGGUUUCCCCCUCUCAGCAGUGAGGAAGACUUAAUGAACCCCAAACUUCAAAAGUCACCUUCAGCCAAUGGCGAAUUCUGGAAAUGUUUUUUGUUUUUUUUUUUGAGGCAGGGCUGGAGGCCACUCAUCUUUUUUUUGCAUGUGCAAAUGUGCUGGUCUGCUUUCAACACUCUGAGACUGUCAGGAAAACUGCUCUGAAUGUUCCAGUCAUGAAAAGGGGGCGUGGUCUUCUAAAGAGUGGUGUUUCCAGGUCUGUGCUGGCUUUGGAGAGAGAGGGCUUGGAUCUUGGAGGACAGUUCUGUAUCUGCCAUGUGAAGAAAAUUAACAAUAAAAGUGUGAAGUGCGA